Molecule: messenger RNA, 3725 nt
Organism: Malus domestica (apple)
Lineage: Eukaryota; Viridiplantae; Streptophyta; Magnoliopsida; Rosales; Rosaceae
Source: RefSeq, a predicted model, not a curated record
UGAGAGAGUUGACACAUGGGGCAACCUUAUACAAGACUCUCAGUAACCAUGUUACAGCCUUGAGGAGGCUGCUCAAGAGCGGUUCGCUGUAACAAAAUUUAAGUGCAACCGAGUGUAUAUAUCUGUCCCCAUUGUUUAAAAAAUUUGCUUUCUUAAUUGUACGCGCCAAAUGCUUUCAUGCAAUUAAGUUAUAACUUUCGAGUGACGCUGUCCUUCAAUGACUCUCAUUCGGAGGAUGAUUCUCGGCAAUGCAAACGGCGUCGUAUUCCGACUCAUCACUGUGCCUAAAGGUCUCCGUCUUCGUCCACUCGCCAACCCUAUAUCCAAUCCUGCGUCCGUAUCCUCUCGUUUUGCCUCAACAUCGAAACCCAGAAGUUCCACUCAGACCCGAGACGGCGAAAAUUUCUUCGCAUUGAACAAAAGGAUCUCCCAUUUGAUCCGAACCGGUCACAUAGCCCAAGCCAGGGAAGUGUUUGAUCAAAUGCCUCUACGAAAUGUGGUGACUUGGAAUUCAAUGAUUACUGGGUACGUAAAACGCAGAGAGAUGGCGAAGGCGCGCAAGCUGUUCGACGAAAUGCCUGAGAGAGACGUUGUAACCUGGAAUUUGAUGAUAUCGGGGUAUAUAUCUUGUCGCGGGAGUAGGUACAUUGAGGAGGGGAGGAUUUUGUUUGAUGAAAUGCCAGAAAGGGAUUGCGUUUCUUGGAACACAAUUAUUAGUGGGUAUGCUAAGAACGGGAGAAUGGCGGAGGCGUUAGACCUUUUUAAUAGAAUGCCGGAGCGGAGUGUUGUUUCUUGGAAUGCAAUGAUUACUGGGUUUUUACAGAAUGGUGAAGUUGUGCGCGCAAUUGAGUUCUUCGAGAGAAUGCCAGAACGAGACGGGGCUUCGCUCAGUGCGCUUGUUUCGGGGCUUAUUCAGAAUGGCGAACUGGAUGAAGCUGCGAGGAUAAUCAUCGAGUGUGGGAAUAAGGAUGAUGGAAGAGAAGAUUUGGUGCAUGCUUAUAAUACGUUGAUUGCAGGUUAUGGUCAGAGAGGACGGGUUGAAGAGGCGCGGAAGCUUUUUGAUCAAAUCCCGUUUUCACACAAGAAGGGAAAGGAGGGCAAUGGGAGAUUUGAGAGAAAUGUUGUGUCAUGGAAUUCGAUGAUUAUGUGCUAUGUGAAAACUGGAAAUGUUGUUUCUGCCAGGGAGCUUUUUGACCAAAUGGUAGAACGAGACACCUUUUCGUGGAAUACCAUGAUCAGUGGCUAUGUUCAUGUGUCAGAUAUGAAAGAGGCCUCUAGCCUCUUUAGUAAAAUGCCAAAUCCUGAUGCACUUUCAUGGAAUUCAUUGAUCUUAGGCUAUGCCCAAGUCGGUUCUUUAGAACUGGCUCGUGAUUAUUUUGAGAAGAUGCCCCAAAAGAACCUGGUCACUUGGAACUCCAUGAUCGCAGGGUAUGAGAAAAAUGAGGACUUUGUGGGAGCAGUCAAUCUCUUUUCUUGGAUGCAACUCAAAGGAGAGAAACCUGAUAGACACACUUUGUCUUCAGUUCUCAGUGUGAGUACUGGGUUGGUGGAUCUAAAUCUUGGCAUGCAGAUUCAUCAGCUGGUGGCAAAGACGGUUAUUGCAGAUAUGCCAAUAAACAACUCCCUCAUAACAAUGUAUUCGCGAUGUGGUGCGAUAAGAGAGGCACAGACAAUUUUUGAUGAAAUGAAACUGCAGAAAGAUGUGAUCUCUUGGAAUGCAAUGAUUGGAGGCUAUGCAUCUCAUGGUUUUGCUGCAGAGGCUUUGGAACUUUUUAGUUUGAUGAAGAGGUUAAAGGUACAGCCUACUUAUAUAACAUUUAUCGCAGUGUUGAAUGCAUGUGCUCAUGCAGGAUUAGUUGAAGAAGGCCGGAGUCAAUUUCAAUCCAUGAUUAAUGAAUUUGGCAUUGAGCCAAGUGUUGAACACUAUGCCUCCCUUGUGGACAACAUCGGUCGGAAUGGGCAGCUUGCGGAGGCCAUGGAUUUGAUCAAUAGCAUGCCAUUUGAACCAGACAAGGCUGUAUGGGGAGCAUUAUUAGGUGCUUGUAGAGUGCAUAACAAUGUAGAGUUGGCCUGUGUUGCAGCUGAAGCAUUAAUGAGACUCGAACCUGAAAGCUCAGCUCCAUAUGUACUGUUAUACAAUAUGUAUGCUGAUGUUGGACAAUGGGAUGAUGCAGCAGACGUGAGAUCAAUGAUGGAAAAGAAUAAUGUAAGAAAGCAUGCAGCCUAUAGUCGAGUUGAGUCUUCCAAUUUGUAGGAUUUUCCUGAGCUGAUUGCAUGAAGUCAGUUAUUCAGAAACUCGGACUGGAAAGACAGCUGUGGGCUAACUGGGUAUGAAUCGGGUUAAGCAGACGCAAUGAGCUUCGAUGAAUAGUAUGAACACUUUUUCAGGUGUCAAUCUGAUGGAUAUGAAGCAUACAUGUUGCUACUGUAAUGUUUAACAAGACCUUGCCGUUUCUUCGUAUUUGGCGUACAAGUCAGUAACUGACGAGUUUUGAGAUCGGUGACGGAAACAGGUGAGAAGCGGGUACAUUGUUAAUUUAACCUCUGCCAAGUCCUUACCGCUGAAGUACGGUAAAUAUGUUGUCUAUCUACUCUAGAACCGUGGAUGUUGGCAAACUGUAUUUUCCUUUUACCCUCCUCUGGAUAGGAUCUGCGGUCUCGUGGGAGAGCCAAACUUAAAGGUGUUGUUGAUAUACAGAAAUGCAUCCAGAGAGUUCAAGAAUGCUUUUUGUACUCAUCAAGAGAUGGAAAAGUCUAAUGGGUCUUGGGUUUUGUUACCUUCGAUACUGCUCAGAGUAAUCUGGCCAUACAUUUGAGUUAUAGGAGCAAUUUUAUGAAGUUUUCACUGGCCAGUCAGCUGUGUAUUUGCUAUUGUACUUUAAAAUGGCAUCAGAAAACGAGAUUGAUAAUUACGGGGGCUUACUCAUUUCUGUACAUCUCAAGACGAGAGAAAUUAACUUCAAGAACUGAAGUUAAAAAAAGCCUAAACCCCAAACCCUCUUACAUAGGGCCUAACAUGUAAGGCCUAGGCUCUGUUGAUAGGCCCUUACAUAUAAGGCCCUAUUUAAGAGGGUUUACGGUUUAUGCUUUCUUUUAUGUUACGUGUUCUUGCACAAGCCGAAAAUUGGUAAACUAAAACAGAGGAUGAGAUCCUUUCAGCUAGUGACUUGAUUGGAGGCUCUACAGAUUGUAAUGAUCUGUGAAUCCUUUUGUAGCAUUUUUGUGACUUGAAGAUUUUCAAAAUGUUUGGGAGCAGCCUCUCCAUAAAAGGGGUUAAGGCUAGCCGACAUUCACCUCUCCUAGACCCUGCGUAAAGCGGGAGCCUUGUGCACUGGGUACGACGAAGAAAAUGUAAUGGCUCGUUGAGUCUUUCUAGAUGCCAAUGAGCAAACUUAUAUGGAUGGUCUAUAAAGUUGAAUACUGUGGUAUGCUAGUCAGGAUGAUGAUGAAUAUAUUUCCGAAGAUGAUAUUUUUCAUGAUGAUGAUGAUGAUGAUGACGACAACGACGACAAUGAUGACGAUGACGAAGAUGAUGAUUUAGAUGACCAUGUAGGGAGAAUCGUUUGAAUGUCAUGUUCAUGAUAACCACGCUACAAGUUUUCUUGAAGGUUAUCUUAUAUUUCAUGUUUUCUUAUUCAUUUGUGGUUUUUCUAAUAUUUUCGAUUUACGCAUGAAUUUGGAGAUUAUGUAUUUGUUUUCUGUAUUAAUCUAGCGUUCUUAAGCUC